Molecule: messenger RNA, 1832 nt
Organism: Lucilia sericata (common green bottle fly)
Lineage: Eukaryota; Metazoa; Arthropoda; Insecta; Diptera; Calliphoridae
Product: transcription factor grauzone-like
Exons: 4
Coding region: 82-1776 (564 amino acids)
Cellular component (GO): nucleus
Molecular function (GO): DNA-binding transcription factor activity; zinc ion binding
Source: RefSeq, a predicted model, not a curated record
UUGAUAUGGCAACCUCGUGGCAAUCAUAAGUGAAAUUUACUGAUUUGUUUACAAAUAAAAGAAUUGAAAGUUUUUAUAAAAAUGAUUUGUUUUGUUUGCACAGAAAAUGCUAAUCAAACUUUAGCAAUAUUUCGAGAUGGGGAAAUUAAUUCCAAAAUUGCUGUAAUUAUUGAAAAACAUCUACGUCUAAAGCCACAGCUAAUGGAGAAGCAGGAGGAAGCCUUGGAAAUUUGCAAUCAAUGUUGGGAAAAACUACGUGACUUUAAUGAGUUCUUUGAAUAUGUGGCAAAAGUUCACAAAGAUCAAACGAAAUAUUUACCGGAACAAUUGCUGGAAGAUACGGGCGGUGAGCUGGAUGAGAAACAUACAUGGGAACCGCAUAUAAAAACAGAAACAUUGGAGGAAACUUUAGAUGACAAUGUGGAAUUGCAUUUUUUUGAAACUGACGAUGUUUUUACUGAAAAUCCACUUUUAGAACUGACUCCUGAAGAUGAUGAUGGAAUGGAAGAAUUGAUUAAUAACGAGACCAGAAACAAUGAAAAACAGAAAAAUACCAAAACAAGAAGAUCUAAAAAAAUAUCCAAAAGGCCUAAAACACCUGAAGUAAGUGCUGAUGAUGAAGACAAUGAACAGUCAUUAGCUUCCCUACUUGAUGAUAUUAAACAUGAAGAUAGUGAUGAAUUGUACGAUGCAAACAACGAAUUAAAGGAAAGUCCGGAAAAGAAAAAGAAGACAAAAAGAACUUCACUACCUCGUACGGAAGCCAAGCGUACAAAGAAAGCUGCUGAUAAAACUAAUGAACCAAAACGUAGAAAGGGUCAUGUGCUAUUAGAAGAAAAUGAUGGCCUUAUCAAAAAACACAUAAAAAUGUUGUGUCAAAUGUGUUCCUAUAUUGGUGAAGAUUUUUCAAAUUUAAUAAAACAUUAUAAAGAGGAGCAUGCCGGUGUUAAACCCUUCAUAAAAUGCUGCGAACGUAAAUUGGAUUGUCCGUCAGAUAUUUUACAACAUGCUUACUUCCAUGAAGAUCCGGAACAUUUUAAGUGUCAAAUAUGUGGUAAAACGUUUAUAAAUAACUCUGGACUUAAAGACCAUUUUAUGAAACAUCACGAACCCGAAGAAAAUCUCCCCUAUGGCUGUGAUGAAUGUCCGCGUAGAUUUUCCAGAAAAAAUCUAUUGGCGCAUCAUAAAGCUAAACAUAUACCCAAAACUGAAAGAUCACACUUUUGCGAGAUAUGUCAACCGCCGAAAGCAUUUGCUAGUGAGUACAUUUUACAGAUACACAUAAAAUCACGUCAUACAAAAGCUUCCAAUAUUUGUCAUGUUUGCGCUAAAGAAAUACGAGAUAAACAAGCUUUUGAAAAACAUGUGCGUUUACAUUUCGAGACAAGUGGUCCGCGUAUUAAAUGCCCGCGAGAAGGUUGCGAAAGUUGGCUUAAGGAUGAAGAUAAUUUGAAACAACAUUUAAGGCGUUUCCACAAUCAAGCGAAAUUCGAGUGUCCCGAAUGUGGACGUAUAUGUAAAAAUAAACAUUCUUUAACAUGCCAUUUAAGAAAUACACAUUCCACCCAAAUCUUUACGUGUGAAGAGUGUCAAAAGAACUUUAAAAGUGCUUUGUCUUUAAAGGAACAUAUGGCCGGUCACACGGGCGAACCUUUGUACAGUUGUCCAUUUUGUACCAGAACUUUCAAUUCCAAGGCAAAUAUGUAUUCACAUAAGAAAAAAGCUCAUCCUGUAGAGUGGGAUUUAGUUAACAAAUCCAAAAUGGGUUUUAUAUAAUACGUUUAUUUUUUAUUUUGUUUGUUAUUUUAAAUUAAUAAAGUAUUUAUUAAGAA